Molecule: messenger RNA, 5026 nt
Organism: Micropterus dolomieu (smallmouth bass)
Lineage: Eukaryota; Metazoa; Chordata; Actinopteri; Centrarchiformes; Centrarchidae
Gene: tnika
Product: TRAF2 and NCK interacting kinase a
Exons: 33
Coding region: 301-4845 (1514 amino acids)
Biological process (GO): protein phosphorylation
Molecular function (GO): ATP binding; protein kinase activity
Source: RefSeq, a predicted model, not a curated record
GACGAGCAGUAAUCCACUCCCCACGGAGCUUCACCUUUCUCUGUACGGUCUCCAUCCCGUAUUCAUGGACCUGGAGGUGCAGAUGCACUCUGCGCUCUUGCUUCCCAUCUCCUCCGAGUUUGCGCUUUAGGUGCGCUCCCGGCUCGAGGCACGUCCCGCUGCUGGGCAUAAGGAGACAGCUAUUAUUUUGUCGAUCGCUGAGACAUCACUGUGCAGGACAGAGGGGGACAGCAGAGAGCACAGUCGUGAUAGCAAAGGCUGUUUCAGGAUACCUGAGAGCGGCUUUUUGUGCCCUCCAUCAUGGCGAGCGACUCUCCAGCUCGGAGUCUGGACGAAAUCGACCUGUCCGCGUUGAGGGAUCCUGCUGGCAUCUUUGAGCUGGUUGAGCUGGUGGGAAAUGGCACCUAUGGGCAGGUGUACAAGGGUCGCCAUGUUAAGACAGGGCAGCUUGCAGCCAUCAAGGUCAUGGAUGUCACCGGGGAUGAGGAAGAGGAGAUUAAAGCCGAAAUUAACAUGCUGAAGAAAUACAGUCACCACCGGAACAUCGCCACCUACUAUGGAGCAUUUGUCAAGAAAAACCCUCCUGGCAUAGAUGACCAGCUAUGGCUGGUCAUGGAGUUCUGUGGAGCCGGCUCAGUGACAGACUUGAUCAAGAACACCAAGGGCAACUCUCUGAAAGAGGAGUGGACCGCUUACAUCUGCAGAGAGAUUCUCAGGGGUCUGACUCAUCUCCAUCAGCACAAGGUCAUCCACAGAGACAUCAAGGGACAGAAUGUCCUGCUGACUGAGAACGCAGAGGUCAAACUAGUGGACUUUGGUGUUUCAGCCCAGUUGGACAGAACAGUAGGAAGGAGGAACACGUUUAUUGGGACGCCAUAUUGGAUGGCACCAGAGGUUAUCGCCUGUGACGAGAACCCUGACGCCACGUACGACUUCAAGAGUGAUUUAUGGUCACUUGGAAUCACAGCAAUAGAGAUGGCUGAAGGAGCACCACCGCUGUGUGACAUGCACCCAAUGAGAGCCCUCUUCCUCAUCCCGCGCAACCCUGCCCCCAGACUCAAGUCAAAGAAGUGGUCGAAGAAGUUCCAGUCAUUCAUAGAGAGCUGUCUGGUGAAGAGUCACGGCCAGAGACCCAGCACAGAGCAGCUCCUCAAACACCCCUUCAUAAGAGACCUGCCCAAUGAGAGGCAGGUCCGCAUUCAGCUGAAGGACCACAUCGACCGCACCAAGAAGAAGAGAGGAGAGAGGGAUGAGACAGAGUAUGAGUACAGUGGCAGUGAAGAGGAGGAUGAAGAAAGAGACAUGGGUGAACCAAGCUCCAUCAUCAACAUCCCUGGAGAGUCGACCCUGAGGCGGGACUUCCUGCGCCUCCAGGUGGCCAAUAAGGAGCGUUCGGAUGCGCAGCGGCGGCAGCAGCUGGAGCAACAGCAGAAUGAGGAGCACAAGCGCUUACUGUUGGCUGAGAGACAGAAACGCAUCGAGGAGCAGAAGGAGCAGAGGAGGCGGCUGGAGGAGCAGCAGCAGCGAGAGCGUGAGCUGAGGAAACAGCAUGAGAGGGAACAGAGGAGGCGCUACGAGGAAAUGGAGCAGCUCCGUAGAGAGGAAGAGAGGAGGCAUGCAGAGAGAGAACAGGAGUACAAACGUAAGCAGGUAGAGGAACAGCGGCAGGCGGAGCGGCUACAGAGGCAGCUCCAGCAGGAGAGAGCCUACUUGGUGUCUCUACAACAGCAGCAGCAGCAGCAGCAGCAGCAGCAGCAGCAACAGCAACAACAACAACAACAACAACAGCAACAGCAGCAGCAGGAGGGAAGGCAAGCAGAAAAGAAGCUUUACCACUACAAAGAUAUCGUCAAUCCUAGUGACAAGCCUGCCUGGGCUAAAGAGGUCCCGAAGAAGCAGCAUGUUCAGGGUAACACACCCCGCUCCCACCUACGGCAUCACCAGUCAUUCAACCAACCGGCUUCAUCCUCUGGCUCUCAUGGCCAACACAGAACUCAGGCCCCUAGGCGAUCCCCGUCCCAUGGUGCCCAGCUCCUCUCCACAAACCUCCCCCGUAUCCAUAUUUCACUAGACUCCAGAGAACCCCUAGAUCCAGGGCUGAAGCAGGAGAUAAGCCAGCAGGUCAGAGAGUUUAGGGCUCAGAAACUUAGUCAGAGGGGCCGCAGCCCAGGGCCCAUCCAGAAACAAAUCCAAGCUGCUGGCCAAGGGCCCAUUAAGGGUUCUAUUAAGAGUUGUAAAGGGCAUUCUAGUCAAGAGCCAGUCAGUCAGUCUAAUCUAGUACCCAACCCUUAUCUUCUGGAGCCCAGUAAUCAGAAAGAGAAGCCUAGAGACAGGCCUCUCUCUGCACCCAGUCAGGCAGCCAUCCAGGGGCUAGUAUCUCUGGACCCACAGUUUAAGGCUCUUCAGCCUCAUCCUCAGUCCCCGGGACAGGCCCUGAACCUGCAGUCUGGAUCUAACCCUGUUUCCAACCCUGCGGUCAAACUGGUGGAGGAACGAUCUAAGAUGAACAGACAGAGCUCCCCAGCGCUGCAGCACAAAGUGUCCAACCGCAUCUCCGACCCCUCCCUCCCUCCCCGCUCCGAGUCCUUCAGCAGUGGUGGCAUGCAGCCUGCCCGCACCCCACCCAUCCACCGCUCCAUUGAACCACAGAUUGCCCACCUGGUCCCAGUGAAGACACACUCCAGCUCCAUGUCUGGCUCUCAGUCUCUGCAGGACCAGUCCGGCUCAGCUCUGAGUGAGGGCAUCAGUGUAGCCUCCCCCAGGCCCGAGAUGCCCCGCCAGAACUCAGAUCCCACUUCUGACACCCCCGGUCCCCCGCCACGUGUCACAGGCAGGGAGGAACGGGAACGGGACAGAGACAGGGAUCGUGACAGGACCGCCUGGCUAAGAGAGGAGGACAUCCCACCCAAGGUCCCACAGAGGACCACUUCCAUCUCCCCAGCCUUGGUCAGGAAGAACUCCCCUAAUGGAGGAGUGGGUCCGGGCCCUCGCACGAGUUCUCAGUUCAUACGGGCCAGUAACCCAGACCUGCGCCGCUCAGAACUCUCUCUGGACGCCAUGCUGCAAAGAACUUCCUCAAACUCGUCAUCCUCCUCCUCCCCUUCAUCUCAGGGAGGCUCAGCCGAGAGGAGAGGUCAAACCAAGCAGGAAGGAUCCCCUCCAGGAGCUAAUCAGGAGGCAAAGCCCAAACAGGAGGAGGGCCGUGAAUCCGCCAGACCCAGCAGACCUGCUGACCUAAGUGCACUGGCUAAGGAGCUCAGAGAAUUGAGGGUAGAGGAGGGUAGCAGACCUCCAGUCAAGGUGACAGAUUAUUCGUCCUCAAGUGAAGAUACAGAUAGCAGCGAUGAAGACGGGGAGACAGUAGGGCAUGAUGGGACUGUUGCUGUUAGCGACAUCCCCCGUAUCAUGCCAGCAGUGCAGGGCAGCACUGAGUCGUAUGGAGGGCUAACAGAGGACUCCCUGGGAGAUGCCUAUAAUAGCUCCAAGGAUGGCACUCUAGUGAUGAGAGAGGCAGAUGAGAGGAGGAGAGGUGGUCACACGGAGAGCAAUGGGUUCGGAAAUCACAGUAACCAUGGUAACCUCCCUGACCUGGUGCAGCAAAGCAACUCUCCCUCAGCCACACCCACCACAGCCCUGCAGGAACUGGGUGAAAUGGCUGAGUUUGGUGUGGGCGGGUCCAAAGCGUCCUUCACCCCAUUUGUUGAUCCACGUGUCUAUCAAACCUCCCCAAGUGAAGACGACGAUGAGAACUCAGCGGCAGCUAUGUUUGCUAAUGAGCUGCUGAGGCAAGAGCAGGCCAGACUAAACGAAGCCAGAAAGAUCUCUGUGGUCAAUGUCAACCCUACCAACAUCAGACCCCACAGUGACACACCAGAGAUCCGCAAAUACAAGAAACGCUUCAACUCUGAGAUCCUGUGUGCUGCGCUCUGGGGUGUGAACCUGUUGGUGGGGACGGAGAAUGGUCUUAUGCUGCUUGACCGAAGUGGACAAGGAAAAGUCUAUAACCUGAUCACGAGACGGCGCUUCCUACAGAUGGAUGUGCUGGAGGGGCUCAAUGUGCUAGUCACCAUAUCUGGGAAAAAGAACAAGUUGCGUGUCUACUACUUGUCCUGGCUGAGAAACAGAAUAUUACAUAACGACCCGGAAGUAGAGAAGAAGCAGGGUUGGAUUACCGUUGGGGAGCUGGAGGGCUGUGUCCAUUACAAAGUUGUCAAAUACGAAAGGAUUAAGUUCCUGGUGAUUGCACUGAAGAACUCUGUGGAAAUCUAUGCCUGGGCUCCCAAACCCUACCACAAGUUCAUGGCCUUUAAGUCAUUCACCGAGUUGCAGCACCGCCCCCAGCUGGUUGACCUGACCGUGGAGGAAGGUCAGAGGUUAAAGGUCAUCUAUGGCUCCAGCGUGGGCUUCCAUGUCAUCGAUGUGGACUCGGGCAACCCUUACGACAUCUACAUCCCCUCACAUAUCCAGAGCCAGGUGACGCCGCAUGCCAUCGUGGUGCUCCCUAAAACGGAUGGAAUGGAGAUGCUGCUGUGUUACGAGGACGAGGGCGUCUAUGUCAACACCUAUGGUCGAAUCACCAAGGACGUGGUGCUACAGUGGGGAGAGAUGCCUACCUCUGUUGCCUAUAUCCAUUCUAAUCAGAUUAUGGGCUGGGGUGAGAAAGCCAUAGAGAUCCGCUCUGUGGAGACAGGUCAUCUGGAUGGAGUCUUUAUGCACAAAAGAGCCCAGCGACUCAAAUUCCUUUGUGAGCGGAAUGACAAGGUAUUCUUCGCAUCGGUGCGAUCGGGAGGUAGCAGCCAAGUUUUCUUCAUGACCCUCAACAGAAACUCUAUGAUGAACUGGUGAUGGCUCCUCCUUCUUUCCACCCUGCCUCACUCUCCCAUUGGCCAGCCCGGCCACCCACCUUGGCCCGCGGCAGAUCUCACAAAAUGAACCCAAUUGCCCGAGAGGCCACAAGUAAACUCUUCUAACACUGGAGAGAAUAAAAUCUGUUGCUGUUUUAAACAAAAAGACAUGUUACCCUAGA